Spirometra erinaceieuropaei is the source of this 5924-nucleotide messenger RNA. The record is from the annotation of a GenBank genome assembly. Lineage: Eukaryota; Metazoa; Platyhelminthes; Cestoda; Diphyllobothriidea; Diphyllobothriidae.
AUGUCAUAUGAAGUUGUCCAAGGCGAGCAAAGUUUAGAGAAUAAGGUAAACCACAAGAAUUUUAUCCUAAAUUUGGCGUUUAAAACGCUGCCCCUCUGUCUUCUUUCAAUCUUUUUGUCGGACCGUUAUCUCUUUCCUAAAGCUUCAGGACAGGAUUCAGUUCCGACUAUAAUGUUCAACAAAUUGUUCCGAAACCCCUUCCAGGGAGGUCUCUUAGUCUAGUAAGCACUACGUAAUAUUUGGCUUUCGGCCCAUCGGCAGUAAUUCAGUUCAUGAUUUACCGUCGUUUAGUGUUCGUUACCUUUGGGUGCGUUGCCUGACGCGUGGACUGCCGGAGCGAAUAACGUAUAGACCGGCAUGUAAUAUGCCGUUCUAGGACCCUUAUCCUUUAUUUCGCCCUGAUCGUCCCCGUCAAACCGAAGGGCAGAUAGAGGGGAGCGGUAUUUGCUGUCAUAAGUUAACUUGUCGGCUACGAUUUCAGCUAUCACUAUCUCUUCAAAUGACUAAGUUUCCGCUUACAUCCGUUCCGGUCUCUCAGGUGUCUUCCUCCUAUCCCAUGACGACCUGCUUUCUUGGGGUCUUUCACGUGGCCAUGGGGAGCAAUAGUCAAUGGCCACCGGUGUGCCAUCUCGGUAUUUUAAUCUCACUUAAGGUAAACGCACAUUGCUGUAAAAUGAGCGUCACGAGUUAAUAGUGGCGUGGCAAAUACGCACGCAGUGUGCGAAAACUCCGUCGAAUAGGUAAAUGUUCCUUAUACCACCGGGCGCCAAUCUCAUCAACUCAAAACUUCUGUCACUGUCAGAUCCAAGCCUUAAAUAAUCAGCAUACUCUAGGUGAACGUCUACCCAGCGGUCUUAGCAUGUCCGCUUGAAUUGCUGCCCUUGCGUAUGUAAGCCCAUUAUCCUGACGUCCAGUUUCCGUGGCACGGGUAUAAUCAUCUGAAUUCAACCAGUACCUUUUAUUGCUAACUACAUUUUCCUGAAUGCUCGUUUCUGGGAAAGGCAUGUUUGUUGGGAUCUUGCAUUGUUUGGGAGAGCCAGUGGAUCGGUGCGCGCCUAUAUAAAUACCCGAUCUACAAGAACAGUAAAUGCCAGGUGAUGGGGCACUUAUGAGCCUCGGUUUAAUGAAGUGCUUAUGACACCUAGUGGACCCCGUCUGUAGGCCGCCUGCUCUCUGUGCAUGCACUUGCUUGUGUUUUUGGUUCCAGAUGGUGGCCAAUUGAAGAUGGAGUAAGCUCAAAGCAGUUUUGUGUCAAUCUGCUCACAUUCUCUAUUGUCUUCCAUCUGAUAUACGCGCAAAUACAUUGGAAUAGCCGCUCCUGGCUUAUUGGCAUCAUCAGCCAGUCUCCUUUGUCUCUGUCGAUGUUCCGCUCGGCCAACUCAGUCAGUAUGUGACUGUCAUCAUGUGUUACUGAAAAAUGAGCAUCUCAAGAAAUUUACCUAGAAGGUACAGAGAAGGACCAGCGCAAAGUCAAGGUAGACUGGAAUCGCCACUUUUGGCUCAUUAGUCGUCAUCAGCCAGCCAUACCUAACCCCAAGUUUGCAACCUCGGAGACUGACUCGUUUUCUGCUUGGUAGUCCACCGCUCUAACUGCUGAGCCGCUGGCUCGUGCUGUCGGUUGUGAUUAGGUAUAUUAACUGGUAGACGGCGCCCACCAAUCUUGUAGAGGAACCUACUCGUUUCGCGCUUUGAGGUGCAAACUAGAACCCCCUCAAACGGUAGCAUAGCGACUAAUGGCGUAGGUAGGUAAUCAUAAUUAGUAUUCCCUGCCACAACCGACAGCACAACAGGCCCUUGGCUGAGUGGUAGUAUUGCACUCAAUGACAAGAUCCCGGUUUGGACCUCACGUGAUCCGCACCUAGGAUUGGGUAUGACUGGGUGAUGACGGCUAAUAAGUCAGAAAUAGCCAUUCCGGUCUCCCUUGUCUUUAUCGGUACCACCUCACCUAUCUCCACCACUAGUCGCUGUGGCUGCCUGCGAGGGUUGUAGUUAUGAGCCCCAAGUUAACGGGACGAUCGUGCUCCGUAAACGAUAAGGGGGCGCCAAUCUGUCACAUAUGCGCAGUGCAGGUACUAUAUGGUCCGUGGGCUCGCCAUCUCUUCGUAUUCCGAGGAAUUAUGGACCACAUAUAUCGCCUCCCAAAUUCAUGAGGAGGCUUGGAAGUUUUCCUACCGGUCCCGUGUUAGACCGUGCGUUGUGUACGGCUGUGCCAACAUGCGGAAGCAGCUUCAGGAGCUCUCCUACGGCUGUAACUUACUCGUAGCCAUAUAUAUAUAUACAUAUAAAUAUGAUGGUAGGGGGCGCUCACCAACAGGUCGCGAGUUCGAGGCUCGGGUGUUCCACACUUCGGGCUUGGGUAUGGCUGGCUGACGACGGCUAAUAAACCAGAAAUGGGCCUACAGAGAUUCCACGUUCGUUUGAUCUAACGUCUGCAAUUAGUUAUUUUACCUUGUCUGUGCGAGGAACAGAGUCUUUAUAUGUUUAGAUUGCUUAACGAAGGUUUACGUAUUUAAACAAGGUGCGCUAAUUAAUGUACGAUAUGCCAUUUCUUACGCCCGCUACUUACCUUUUAGUUCUCUAACUUUCAACUCACAGAUGAAGCGCCUCGUAGCGAACCUGAGCGCAAAUAUAUUCCGCCACAUAUGCGCCAAGGCACCUAUAUACCUGAACCGGAUGUAUCUUACGAGCGUGGUUCCGCUCAUACUUUCGGCAGUCGUGGUGGAUCCUACCAAGACGGCUUUCGAGGACGAGGGAGAGGUGGUGGCGGAUUUGGAAAUAGAUCGGAUUUCUCCCGCCAAGGUGGAUUCCAAAACAGCAGAUGGCAAGAACCAAGUGACAGGUACGCGAGAUUUUUCCACUAAUUAUUUAGUUUCCGUGGCGGCCGUUAUAGUGCUGGAGGUGCUUUCCCAAGUGUUCGCCGCGGACCGGACGAGUCAUCCGCUGUAGACUGGAGUGUCCAAACUCCGAGAAAUGAGCGCUUAGAAAAAGAACUGUUUCACAAGGCCAACACGGGCAUCAAUUUUGACCAGUAUGACAACAUCCCAGUCAGCAUGACGGGACCUGACGUUGAUAACAUUGUCCCGAUAAGCACUUACGGGGAUCUGUCCUUAAGUCCUAUAAUGCGAGACAAUAUCGCCUGCGCCCAGUAUUCCCGCCCUACUCCUGUACAGAAAAAUGCUAUCCCCAUUGUCAUGGCUGGUCGUGAUUUAAUGGCUUGUGCGCAAACCGGUUCGGGGAAGACAGCCGCCUUCCUCAUCCCCAUCUUGAACAGCAUGUACUUGAACGGCCCUGGAAACUCAAUUACUGCAUCGGUAAGAAGCACGAUAUUGCUAUAUUUGUUCCUAAGUACGAAACAAACAGACGAAAGCAAUUUCCAGUUGCGCUCAUACUCGCUCCUACAAGAGAACUGGCCUCCCAAAUUCAUGAGGAGGCUCGGAAGUUUUCCUACCGAUCCCGUGUUAGACCGUGCGUUGUGUACGGCGGUGCCGACAUGCGGAAGCAGCUUCAGGAGCUCUCCUACGGCUGUAACUUACUCGUAGCCACUCCUGGUCGCUUGCUUGAUGUUAUGGAUCGGGGCCGCAUUGGCCUAAACCACAUAAGGUAGGCAUUUGUACCUUUUUGGUUUACCGACUCUAGGUUUCUGGUGUUAGACGAAGCAGACAGGAUGUUAGACAUGGGCUUUGAACCGCAAAUCCGGAAAAUUGUAGAGGGUGACGCAAUGCCGCCAUGUGGCUCUCGACAAACGCUGAUGUUCUCCGCCACUUUUCCAAAGCAGAUUCAGGUAAUGUCCGAAUGACUUCAUUCUCCUCCAGGUGCUCGCCCAAGAUUUCCUGAGUGACUAUGUGUUCCUCACCGUCGGUAGAGUUGGAAGCACCAGCGAAAACAUUACACAGCAACUUCUUUGGGUUGCAGAGCACCAGAAGCGGGGUGCAUUGGUCGAUCUUCUUGCUGAGUCAGGUAUUUUGUUGCUUUGUUUAAUUUCCCAGAGCCCGGAGACAGAACGCUGAUCUUUGUGGAAACCAAGCGUGGAGCGGAUGCUCUCGAAGAGUAUUUAUAUCAGGAAAAGUAUUCUGUAGCCAGCAUCCACGGAGACCGGACCCAGGAAGACAGAGAACUUGCUCUAAACUACUUCCGCGUCGGUGUUACCCCCAUUCUGGUGGCCACAGCAGUAGCUGCUCGGGGUUUGGAUAUACCAAAUGUGAAGGUAUCACAGAAAAACAAUAUAACCUGUCCUCCCUAAGCACGUUAUCAACUACGACUUGCCCAGCGACAUUGAAGAAUAUAUCCAUCGCAUCGGUCGGACUGGACGCGUGGGAAAUCUCGGCAAGGCUACGUCAUUCUUUAACGAGAAGAACCGGAACCUCGCUGAGGAUCUAAUCGAACGUCUUGAGGAGGUUAACCAAGUUAUUCCAUCCUGGCUGAGGUCUAUAGUUGACGAGCCAAAUCGCAUGCAAUCAUCUGGCGGUCGAGGCCGAUCACGCAGGUAAGUGCACAGACGUGGUGCCCUUUGAAUCUAUUCUAACCGGCAUGCGUUUCGCAUACGAGUUUCAAUUCCACCCAUCUGUUACUCACGGAAUAAGGUUUCCGCAGGUAACGCUUGGAAUGCUUUGUUUUUCCAGUAAAGUUGGAGACUGGAAGGGUGAGUUGGCUCACUCGCUGUCGUCACUUAGCAAUGCCCCGUCCCCAAACCAAUACAUGUGGUCUAUGAAAUCCCAGGCUGGACCCAUUGCCGGCGAAAGGCAGUUAGUGGUCGCGAGGUGUUGGCGACGCAGGAAAAGUGACUAGAAUAACCAUUUCUCGUUUGUUCUUCACAGGCAGCCGACCGAUCACCCUCUGUUAUGAAACCAUCUGUAAAGUCUAAGCAGGUGCGUCGUGCCAGACAACAUCCCUUGACCGACAAAUGUCACUUCCGUGUGCUUGGAAUCAGUUGGCCGCAGUCGGUAUUAAAAAAUCUCGCUGGACGAAAUGUCCCGGGCCGUCCUCGGACAUUGUGCAGCUGUGUUAAGCUGCGGAUGGGAAAUGUCUUGUCCUGGAAGUUUAAUUUGUUGGACUAUUUCAAAUGUAAGGUUCAGUUUAGUUCCUCAAUUCUCUGAGCGUGGCAAGGCUUGUCGGACAGGCGCUCCGAGCUUACUGCAUUCCUGUAGCUCAGAACCUUUGUCAACUACGAUGCCUAGUCAGAUUUGCGUGUACUCUUCUUUGGGACUGCCCGUAGUUCACAUGGGAUCACGCAUCUAUAUUUAUUUUUGUGUUGCGGCGGGCAGUUCUCCAGUCAGUUAUUAAGACAGUUACCUUUCCUGGUGCAGACUGCGUCAUCGCACGGUCUGGUUGUGCUCACCUCAUUAAAGUGUAGCCGGUCUCUCGGCCGUUCUCUACUUGUUGAGUUUUUGUCUUGUUUCUGGCGUUUCGCUUAAAUGGCAGUUAUAGUAACCAUUCAAAUGCGGUUGCUUUUAUUGGUUAGUCCCUGCAACUCAUCCACGGAUAAAUUCCGACAACCUAACUACAAGCGCACUAGACAGAUUGACAAUCUAUCUCCUACCCAGUAACUGCGCUGAUGUGCCAACCAACGGCCUCAGUACUUUAGUGAGGGCACCAGGCAAUCGGUUAAGUAAUAAGCAAGCAGCAGCAGUAGUAGGCCGGUCUGGUGCGUUCCGAGUCAUGCCUUGGUUCCGUCUAUAUCUUUACCAUCUCAACCCUCUUCCUUUUCUCGCGGGAUCAGGGGCGGAAGUGGAUUCGGCGGCCGAGACUACAGACAGCAGCCUACGCGCGGAGGUGGGGGCGGAGCCUUCGCACCCGGCCCUGGCCGCAUUAACAGCAUGGGUGGACACGGCAUGAUGUCCUAUGGCGGAGGCAACUACGCCGGCGGUGGUGGCAGCAGCAGACCCAGAGGCGAUCGCACGGAUUGGUGGUCAAACGAACAGAGUUGA